This is a messenger RNA of Daphnia magna, 1639 nucleotides long. RefSeq lists its product as uncharacterized. Lineage: Eukaryota; Metazoa; Arthropoda; Branchiopoda; Diplostraca; Daphniidae. The transcript is spliced from 3 exons. Bases 846 to 1613 code for a protein of 255 amino acids. The record is from RefSeq and is a predicted model, not a curated record.
AUGGUAUUACAUAUGUAACAGAGAGUUAAGCUGAGGAAUUGAGCAAGGGUAAAUGUGAAUUGCCUCUCAGUCUGGCAUUGCUUCAUUAUGUUAUAAUAUGUCAUUUAUAAACUGUAUGUAAUUGUUAUUUCGACCGCUAGAAUGCGCGGGCAUGCACUCAGCGCCGACAUUAUUCCGAUUAAGCCACGCCCCCCAUUGUAUCCCUAUAAAUUGCGCCCUCACUCAUUUUUCGCGCCAGUUGCCGCUGAAGAGUCGUAAGAGUAAGAGCUACGGUCGGUAGGCUCUCGGGUUUUUUGCGACCAAGUGUCAAAUAAACGAAUUUGUAUUGCCGCACACAAAUACAAACUAUUUGUGUGCGGCAAUACAAAUUCGUUAAUUUAUCGAGUAUUUUGUGUCGUGCUUCACAUCAAUUAUAUUAAAUGAGUUUUUAAUAACGAUCUGGGAUAACCAGAUAAGCUUGUUGGCAUCUUUCUCUUUAUCAAAGAAGAACUCAAAGUGUUAGGCGAAUAUACUAGAAUUUUGUUUAUAUCUUUCCUUUUUGUUACGGCAGAAUUAAGUCGGAGACAACCACAAUUGUCUUGUGGGCGUUGUCGGGCGUCAUGAAUAACUCUAAAUAAGUUUAUAAACAUAAUUGUUAAAUUAACUAUAAAUAUAACGAAAUAUAUGCGAAAAAUAGUUUUAAAUCUAAUGGCGCAUGGAGAAUGUCUGAAAUAAUGAUACUUUUCCAAAUAGCUGGAAUUAUUGGUCCAAAUUUAGUUCUAUCAGUGGUCUUGUGUCUACAGGAAUACUGAAGUAGAGCCGAAUGCAUUUGAAUCAAAUCAUUCGGCAUUUCAAAAAAAAAAGAAAUGUUUACUAAAAUCUUCGAUUACUUGACUUCUCUUUUUCGCGGCAACGGUGCAGAAAGUGUCCCGAACGUUACUGAAAAAUCAUUCCCCGUCGCUCGAAAACCAACCGAGUCGAACCAGAAAGGCGCAUUAACCAUAGAUAAAAGGGGCCUUAAAUGUAGUGGCUUUGACUGGGAUUAUCCAAAGACUGUCUGGCAAACAGUUCUAUCAAUCCCCAUGACUGAGGAAACUAACAUUCCCAUGACUGAGAUGGGCAGUGACGAACCAAAAAAUUCACAGCUUGUCCCAGAUCCGGAAGAAGUCUUAGACGACUGUGGUUCGGGAAUAGAAAGAUUCACUAGGAUGAUCAAUUUUACAUUGGGCGUGCUUGUCUUCUUUCUCCAGUUGUGGGCCUUACUUAUUUCAACAAUGAAUGUGGAUAUAGACCCUACUGGCUUCUUAGUUGGCAUCUACCUCGUUAUGCUCGCAGCACUGGCGAUAUUCGAAAAGGUCAGGAGUAUUGAUAUUGCUCGCUGUUUGACUUUAUUCGCGAUCUUGGGGGUGGCUUUGAUUAUUUUAAAUUCUUGGAGUAUCUACCGUUGCCGGUAUGACUACUGUUCUACGAUUGGUACUUCUCCAGAAACCUUGGAUAUAUCGACUGCCGCAAGUUGCCGAUGUUUCACUCAACGGCUCAUUAUUGAUUCAUUUAUGGUUGCAUGUGGUGUUGGGAUCUUCAUUUUUAACGGAGUUCUCCUGUACGUUCUUUCCUUCAAAACUACAACGAAAUAGUUUUGAAAUAGAAUUUAAUGCAUGAA